Polychytrium aggregatum is the source of this 1511-nucleotide messenger RNA. RefSeq lists its product as uncharacterized. The transcript is spliced from 2 exons. The record is from RefSeq and is a predicted model, not a curated record. NCBI's taxonomy places the organism in Eukaryota, Fungi, Chytridiomycota, Chytridiomycetes, Polychytriales. Gene Ontology annotation, biological process: carnitine biosynthetic process. Gene Ontology annotation, molecular function: oxidoreductase activity. Bases 135 to 1430 code for a protein of 431 amino acids. Gene Ontology annotation, cellular component: mitochondrion.
CUGUCCUCUGAUCUGCGUCCUUGGCUGCCCUCAUCCCCCAUCGCUCGCCCGGCUGCCUGCCCGUCUCGAUCAUACUCCCGGAACCCCUUGGCUCUUCCUGUCUUGCUCGCCCUUUGUCCCAGUCUACCGCAACGAUGCUGACUGCCAGACUCGCCCGUCUUUCGCGAUUUGGUCCAGCGGCCAGGGCUCCCCUUUCUCAGCGCUUUAUUCGCUCGCUUGUCAAGCACGAGUCCUCCGUCGAGCUCGAGUGGAAGACCUCGCUAGCCCCGGCGUCCUCCCUCCUGAACGAGAAUCAUCCGGCCAAGGAUGCCCCGGCGAUCGCCCGCUCCACCUUCCACUAUCCCUGGCUUCGCGACAAUUGUCAGUGUCCGCUCUGCGUCCAUCCGCACAACCACCAGAAGCUGCAUUCGUCUGGCGAGGUGCCGCACAGCGUCAAGCCUCGCUCGGUGGAGCUGGCGGAAAACGGGGCCGCGGUGAAGAUUGUCUGGGAUAAGAACUCGUUGAAGGGUCAGCACAGCAGCGAAAGCCACGAGUCUGUCUUCACGGCCAGCUGGUUGAAGCAAAAUGCAUAUGCCCCGCGCGCCCGAUCGCUCCAGCAACCGACGUUGCAGAUCAAGACGUGGGAGGCCUCGGACUUUGCCGCGGUCGACCAGCAUCGCCUGAGCUUUGACGAGUUUAUGAACACCGACGAGGGCUUCCGCAAGGCGCUGGUCCAGAUGAAGGACUAUGGCUUACUCUUUCUCGAGGGUGUGCCGACCGAGAACGACCGGCAAAUCGAGCAGGUCGCCAAGAGAUUCGGCAAGAUCCGGGAGACGUUCUACGGCACAUCCUGGGAUGUGCGCAGUGUCCCCGAGGCCAAGAACAUUGCCUACACCAACCUCUUUCUCGGGCUCCACAUGGAUUUGAUGUACUUUGAGGCUCCUCCUGGUCUCCAGUUCCUCCACAGCCUCAAGAACAGCGUCGUUGGCGGCGAGUCACUUCUCCUGGACUCGUACAGGGCGGUUGAGAUUCUCAAGGCCACCAGCCCCAAGAGCUACGAGGUGCUUUCCCGGACUCCCGUCACCUUCCACUACGACAACGACGGCCACCAUCUGCAUCUGCGUCGGUAUACCAUCACCACCACCGACCUGAACGAGCCCAUGCAAGUGUACUAUGCCCCGCCCUUCAUGGGGCCGAUGCUGGCUGAUCGCGCCGAGGACGUCGAGGCGUUUUACGAGGCCUUCGCCAAAUUCGAGGAGAUCAUCGAGACGGACCGGCUUGUCUACAGAACCCUGCUGAAGCCCGGCCAGCUCAUGAUCUUUGCCAACCGACGUGUGCUGCACGGCCGAACGGCAUUCGAUCCGCUCUCUGGCGAGCGGCACUACAAGGGUACGUAUGUGGACUGGGACAACUUCAAGGACAGCUACCGAGUCCAGGUCAAGCCCCGCUGACGAGGAACGAGGGGGUGGCAAUUUCGCCUCGUUGUGAGCGCAUAUUGACGACUCAAUACACCAUUGCGUGGCUGCCUGGAA